Molecule: messenger RNA, 1633 nt
Organism: Somion occarium
Lineage: Eukaryota; Fungi; Basidiomycota; Agaricomycetes; Polyporales; Cerrenaceae
Source: the annotation of a GenBank genome assembly
AACGUUGUUUUGAUGCACAUGAUGUAUUCUCUUUUGUUUAGGGGCAGAAGACGUCAGCAAAGAAGCGAAAUAUGGAACCUCUGUCAAAGCUGCCUUUUGUCUAUGGAGCAUACAUAUACUAAGACCUCUCGCCCACAUCUGCUCCUCUCGCCACGACCCAGCUGGACCCUGGUAAUCUGUCGUUGCUCAGUCUCUCCGCUCUCGGUGCCCCUGCUGUCUCGUUGUGCUGUGCUUAUCCUUAGUUUCUGACUUACUUAUUCAGUGCUAUGUCUGAAAUGCCACGCUCUGUUAUUACUUUCCCCCGUCCUCCUCCAACGUGCAAUACUUUAACAUCUCAGGAACGCUCUAAACUUCUGCGUUCUACUGCUAAGCUGGGGCAGCUUUUAGGAAGCACGCCCCAUGUUCUUGAUGAAAUUCUCGAUCUACCUAUUGAUAAACCUCUUCCUCUUCUCCCCCUUUCUGCAAAACAUAAGAAACUUAGACGACACGCUAACACCGGAGGCAAUGAAAAUGACGACUGGCAAAGGGUUCGAGUCAACGGCUCGGAUUCUGUCUCGUCUUCUCUUUCGCGAUCGAGCACAUCCUCACACUCGUCGACUUCCACUACCUCAUCUACAUCACGGUCCAGUGUAGAUUCCGAGGAGGUUUGGCGGGUUCGGUACCCUGAGUGCCGACCCCCGCUACUACGUCUAGGUUUUGGAGAUCCGAAUAAACCUUCAUCGCGCAAAGCAGCCCUUAAACCGAGCCUGGAUACCAUUCCUGGUUCACCUCCAUUUACUACAACCACAUAUUCGUAUCACGUCGAUAGGGCGUAUCCCGAUCCAGAGCCAUCGUCUCCUCCCAGCUUUAACAUCCUUUCUGACGCCUCUAUCAAGAGGGAGAAGAUGCGUCGACUGACGAAGAAACUUGGUGACGGCGUGCCCGUCCACCUCGUCUUUCCAUCAAUAACAGAAGAUGAUGAAGAUGACGUUAUUAUCCAUAGUCCGACUUCCCCUUCGUCCACGUCGAGUACCCUGUCAUCGAGCAGUGGUACUUCCUCCUCAACCUUGAUCACCGUUCACUCCAAUACCUCGAGUACGUCUGGGAAGUAUCGUAUGCGACACGAGGCAUCUCAUCAACCUCCUCGGACCUCACACUUCGCGAGGGAGCUUCCAGACUUCCCGUGCCAAGGACGUCGGUUGACCGUCCACUAUGAGACGCCGGAGGAACAUGGGUUUGAGUCGGAGACGUUCAAUGGAUUGAACUGUGCAGGGGUACCGCCAGUGCGGACGAGAGCAGCGGUAACAAGAAAGCCAGUGCCUUCUCCUCUUAUCAUUUCCUAACUUAUUUAAAAGCGAUCGGAGCUCUUUCGUCUGCAGGCUGCAAACGGGCUUUGUAGUCAUUUCAUUGAUGUGUUAAGCACACCUUGUCGUUUUAUGUACGCGUAUUUCAUAUUUCUCCACUUUAGCACUCCUCAUCUUGUAGCAUUACAAUCUAGGACUCUUUAUCUAUCAGCGUUUAUGAGCAACGUUCCGUAACUGUGGUUUCCUGGUAUUGUUCAAACGAUGCUUACGCUCCAUACAAGCAUAUGCGUCUGAUGACGAGCCUGAAAGACAUGAACAUUAAAUCCCUCAUUCAAAAAAGCUUCAACUUU